This is a messenger RNA of Cannabis sativa, 1317 nucleotides long. RefSeq names its product stemmadenine O-acetyltransferase-like. The record is from RefSeq and is a predicted model, not a curated record. Bases 1 to 1317 code for a protein of 438 amino acids. Lineage: Eukaryota; Viridiplantae; Streptophyta; Magnoliopsida; Rosales; Cannabaceae. The transcript has a single exon.
AUGGAGAUAAAUGUUGAAGUAGUGUCGAAGGAGAUUAUCAAACCAUCUUCCCCAACUUCAAGCCAUCUCCGAACUUACCAUCUUUCCUUUCUUGACCAAAUAUCAAGCCAUGUCUACAACCCUUUUGUCCUCUUCUAUCAAAACCACAAAAACCUCAACAACCACAACCUCCUUCACCUUUACUCCACCAACAUCAAGAAAUCUCUAUCCAAUCUCCUUUCCCGCUAUCAUUUAUUCGCCGGACGACUCAAACAAACCACCGUCGAUUGUAACGACGAGGGAAUCCCUUAUUUCGAAGCAAAAAUCAAUUGCAAACUCUCUGAUUUCCUCCAAAAUCCAGACCCCCAACAACUCCACAAGUUCAUCCCCUUCGAGCUUAACGGACUAGGCCUUGAUCUUCUACUCGGUCUCCAAUUCAAUCUCUUCAACUGUGGCGGAAUAGCUAUUGGAAUUUGUAUUUCACACAAAGUAGCUGACGCUAUUUCAUGUCUCUUGUUCAUCAAAAACUUGGCUGCCACUACUCGAGGCUGCACUGAUGAUGAUGAUGACCAGAACAAGAUUGUUUGGCCGAAAUUUGAAUCAGCUAAGCUUUUUCCACCAAAGGAGGCCUCGGCGCUUGGUCGUCCAGGAGGUGUUGUUAUCCCGACACUAAAAAUCGUAACAAGAAGGUUCGUUUUUGGGUCGGAUAAGAUUGAGUCUCUUAGAGCAAAAUACCAAGAAGAAGAUGGGGCGACGAGGCGACCUUCUCGGGUAGAGACAUUGUCUGCUUUUAUAACAAGUCGUUUUAUGGCUGCACUAAAAGUAGGAUUUGGUGAUGAUAAAAGGCGCCUGGUUAUAGGUCAUGCGUUUAAUCUACGUAAAAGGGUUGAUCCACCACUAGAAGAAAAUUCAUUUGGAAACAUUGCCAGACCAUUUGUGAAAGUCUUGUCUAGUAAUAACAUGAGUGAUGUUAUGAGUCAAAUGAGAGAGCUUAUUGUUAGCGGUGAUGACAAAGAGCAUGCCAAGAGCUUACAGAAGGAAGGGAUUGAUCCAACAUUGAAUUUUUUUGAACAACAUGCUGAUGAAUUGAUGAAAGGAGAGCUAGUUUGUAUUUGCUUCACUAGUAUAUGCAGGUUUCCUUUGUAUGUAGAUUUUGGCUGGGGAAAGCCCUCGUGGGUUGCAACAAAUCCUUUUCCUUAUAAGAAUUUUGUUGUUCUUGCGGACUCCAGACUAGGUGGAAUAGAAGCUUACAUUGAUAUGGAGGAAGAAGACAUGGUCAAAUUCCAAAACGAUCAAGAGUUGCUUUCAUUUGUUUCUGAUCCAUAUAUAACAAUAUAA